Rhagoletis pomonella (apple maggot) is the source of this 638-nucleotide messenger RNA. RefSeq lists its product as uncharacterized. The transcript has 3 exons. The annotation marks the transcript as partial. The record is from RefSeq and is a predicted model, not a curated record. NCBI's taxonomy places the organism in Eukaryota, Metazoa, Arthropoda, Insecta, Diptera, Tephritidae.
GCUACGAUAGUGCGAGUGUUGAAAUAAGUGAGGCUAAUAGCAUAAAUGAAAAUGUUUCAGCUGAUGAAAUCAAAAAUUACAUAAGUGGACGCUAUGUGGGAUCUACAGAAGCAGCAUGGCGUAUACUUGAAUAUGAAAUUCAUCAACAAUCUCAUACUAUUUAUCGCUUAGACAUACACUUACCCAAUAGGCAAACUGUAAUAUUCAGGGAAGGGCAAGAACAAAAUGCCAUUCAUAAUUUACGAAACACAAAGUUAUUAGCAUUCUUUGAAUUAAAUAGAGUCGACACCGAAGCUCAUCAGUAUCUUUAUACUGAAAUUCCUCAGCAUUAUAUAUGGAAUACUGCGGACAAAAAAUGGAAAAAAAGAACGCGAGGUGGCGAUAAGUGUUUUGAAGACUUAAAAACAUGUGAUAAUGUUAUUUAUAAUACGUUCGUCGAAGCGUGUCAUGCUCGUGGUAUUGCCUCUGACGAUAGUGAAUGGAAGCAGUGUUUAGAUGAAGCUAUGGAGUUCCAAUCGCCAAAACAAAUUAGGGAAUUAUUUGCGACAAUAUUUCAUUUGCCAGAAAAUCGCCCUGAAGAUACAUUCGAUCCAUUAGAAGAGCAAGGACUAUUUAUACAAUUGUAUGAAAAUGCCAAU